CACAAACAGAGAGUGAACAGAAAGAGCGAAAGAGACAUGGGAAUUGGAACUUCAAGGCUAUCACUGUUUAUACUAUUUUAUUUCUAAAAGAGAUGCUUUUAGGACCUCAACAACAAAAUCGAGCAGAUAGUAGAACAAACAAACAAAGAUGAAGCUGUUGUGGGUUGUAAUGCUGCUAGUCGACACUGUGUUUGGUGUCGCCGCCGAUAACAAGAAGAAGAACAUUGGGACUGUGAUUGGGAUUGAUCUGGGGACCACAUACUCAUGUGUUGGAGUGUUCAAGAAUGGGCGUGCAGAGAUUAUUCCAAAUGACCAGGGAGGCAGAAUCACCCCCUCCUACGUGGCCUUCACAAGUGAAGGUGAACGUCUGAUUGGUGAUGCUGCCAAGAAUCAGCUGACCUCUAACCCUGAGAACACCAUUUUUGAUGCAAAGAGGCUGAUUGGUCGAACAUGGGGUGACUGGUCUGUGCAGGAGGACAUCAAGUACCUGCCCUUCAAGGUUACUGAGAAGAAGAGGAAGCCACAUAUCCAGGUUGACAUUGGUGGUGGCCAGGUUAAGACCUUUGUUCCUGAGGAGGUCUGUGCGAUGGUGCUGACUAAGAUGAAGGAGACUGCUGAGGCUUACCUUGGCGAGAAGGUCACACAUGCUGUGGUCACUGUCCCAACCUACUUCAAUGAUGCCCAGCGCCUGGCAACUAAGAAUGCUGUUACAAUUGCUGGUCUGAAUGUUGUGCGAAUCAUCAAUGAGGCAGCUGCUGCUGGUAUUGCUUAUGGCCUGGACAAGAAGGAUGGAGUGAAGAACAUUCUUGUCUUCGAUCUGGGCGGUGGCAGCUUUGAUGUUUCUAUUCUGACCAUUGACAAUGGUGCAUUCCAAGUGGUAGCCACCAAUGGUGACACUCAUCUGGGAGGUGAGGACUUUGACCAGCGUGUCAUGGAGCACUUUAUUGAGCUGUACAAGAAUAAGACUGGCAAAGAUGUGCGCAAAGACAACCGUGCUGUGCAGAAGCUGCGUCGCGAGGUUGAGAAGGCAAAGAGGGCUCUGUCUGCCCAGCACCAAGCCCGCAUUGAGAUCGAGUACUUCUUUAAGGGACAAGACUUCUCUGAGACCCUGACUCGUGCCAAGUUUGAGGAGCUGAACAUGGACCUUUUCCGGUCCACCCUGAAGCCUGUACAGAAAGUGCUGAAAGAUGCUGAAUUGAAGAAGUCUGAUAUUGAUGAGAUUGUCCUGGUUGGAGGCUCCACUCGUAUCCCCAAAAUCCAGCAGUUGGUGAAGGAGUUCUUCAAUGGCAAGGAGCCAUGUAGAGGCAUCAACCCUGAUGAGGCUGUGGCAUACGGAACUGCUGUGCAGGCGGGUGUGCUUUCAGGAGAACUGGACACUGGUAAUGUGCUUCUUAUGGAUGUGUGCCCCAUGACCCUUGGUAUUGAAACAGUUGGGGGAGUAAUGACCAAGCUGAUCCCCAGGAACACAGUGGUGCCCAUCAAAGAAUCCAAGAUGUUUACUACACCCUCUGAUGACCAGACAACUGUCGCCAUCAAAGUCUAUGAAGGUGAGCAUCCUUUGACCAAAGACAACCAUUUCCUGGCUACCUUUGACCUGACUGGCAUCCCCCCUGCUCCUCGUGAAGUACCGCAGAUUGAAGUGACCUUUGAGAUUAAUGUCAAUGGCAUUUUAUGUGUCACUGCUGAGGACAAGGCCACAGGCAACAAGAACAAGAUCAUAACUGACCAGAACUGGCUAACACCUGAGGACAUCAAACGCAUGGUGAAUGACGCCGAGCACUUUGCUGAAGAAGACAGGAAGCUGAAGGAGAGGAUCAAUGCUCACAAUGAGCUGGAGGGCUACGCAUACUCCCUGAAAAACCAAAUUGAAUCCAUUGAGAACGCAGUGGAGGAGAAGAUUGAGUGGUUGGAGUCCCACCAAGAUGCUGAGCUGGACGACGUCCAGACCAAGAAGGAGGAGCUUGGGGAAGUGGUUCAGUCCAUUAUCAGUAAGAUCUGUGGUAGUGCAGGUGGUCCACCAGCAGAGGGCAGUAAGCAAAAUGAGAAGGAUGAGUUGUAGGCAGGUCUGAAGUCUUAACACUCCUUGACCCUCUGGCAUGUUGGUGUACAUAUUGGACUGAUGGGACUGAAAUUGUCACAGGAGUGGUUGGGAAGGGGCUAACAAGUGACCAUACUGAAUGUAGCUGACGCUAAAAUGUUUGUGUGGGUUGCCAUGACACCAGAAUCGCGUCUGAGAUCGUUAUAUUGUUUUCUAUUUGUUUUCCUGUAUUUAGAACUCAUGUUUGUGUACACUUGCAGUAGAAAGAGACAAUCUAUGAGUCCAGUGAUACAUUUUUCUUAUAAAAAAUGUUUCUGUUAAAAAUGAUCCUGAAGUAGUCACUUCCUGUGAGACGCAGGAACCAGAAGUUUUGUGCGGGAGAGACAAGACAAUGAUAACAUGGAAUCUGCAACUUUUCUACUGCUGGUUUUACCAGGCGUACACAGUAAAAACAUGCUGGUUAAUUUGUUAAGCACUUGUGCACUUUGUGAAAAGUAAUAACUGGUUGGAUGGAUGUCAUAUGUGCUAUUGAUAUUAUUUUACUUGUUUCUAGUUUUCACGGUGCUUCAUGAUUGUGAGAGGAAUAAAAAAGAAUUGUGGACAUCAGUACGAAGCGUUCUUUUGACCAGAGUCGAUACACUGUGUUAUGAGAUUCUAUGUUUUUAUGUGUUUUAUUCUUUGUUUUAUUAUCUUUUAAUAUUCAAGCAUAUUGUAAAGUGUUUAUAUAUUUCACAGAAUUUGCUGUACUUCCCCAUGUCACAAGAUUCGAUGUAUUGCUCCAUUGUCAUGCAACCCGACAGUGAACUCUGCAAUACAAAUAGUUUAAGCGGGAAACAGAUGCGGGUCACCCAGACUACAAUAGAAAACGGAUGAGGCACCUAAACCACAACAGGAAAACAGAUGCGCGACUCCCUAACCACAAAAGAUUAAGUCAGCGCCACGUCUUUUAGAAAGAAGCAGACACACACACACAUAUACAACUGUUGGUUUAAAGGAAUUUGUAAAAGAGGAAAUGUGACGUAUUUGCAUACGCGAUGUAACCUAUAAAUAAAGAACUGUGCCUGCACUCAGGGUGUGGGUCUCGCCA
Molecule: messenger RNA, 3125 nt
Organism: Oreochromis aureus
Lineage: Eukaryota; Metazoa; Chordata; Actinopteri; Cichliformes; Cichlidae
Product: endoplasmic reticulum chaperone BiP-like
Exons: 9
Coding region: 149-2059 (636 amino acids)
Biological process (GO): endoplasmic reticulum unfolded protein response; cellular response to unfolded protein; protein refolding
Cellular component (GO): endoplasmic reticulum chaperone complex; cytoplasm; endoplasmic reticulum lumen
Molecular function (GO): misfolded protein binding; ATP hydrolysis activity; ATP binding
Source: RefSeq, a predicted model, not a curated record